Mercurialis annua (annual mercury) is the source of this 896-nucleotide messenger RNA. RefSeq lists its product as uncharacterized. The transcript has 4 exons. Lineage: Eukaryota; Viridiplantae; Streptophyta; Magnoliopsida; Malpighiales; Euphorbiaceae. The coding region runs from base 51 to 602 and encodes 183 amino acids. The record is from RefSeq and is a predicted model, not a curated record.
UUAUUUACUUUACUGCAAUUCUCCACCAAGAAAUUAUAAUCACUAGUGUAAUGACGAUCGCUGCUUUGCAACCUCUAUGCAAAAUACCCAUUUCAUAUACUCCUUUCUUGCAAAAUCACCAUAAACAUUCAAUUUUUAAACUGGGAAAUGACUUCAAACUGUUAAAAGAUUCAACACUCAACAAGAGAGAAGGGUUUAUAUGCAGUGUGUCUUUGCUUCCAGUUGAUCCAUGGGCGCCUAGUAUCGACUCGCAAAGCAUUGCUCCACAGCUUUUUGCGUUUUCUUUGUUCCCUUACAUUGGUUUCUUGUACUUCAUUACCAAAUCCAACACUGCUCCUAAGCUCACUCUCUUUGGAUUCUACUUCUUGCUUGCGUUUGUUGGGGCUACUAUCCCGGCUGGAAUAUAUGCAAAGGUGCAUUAUGGAACUUCCUUGUCUAAUGUGGAUUGGUUACAUGGAGGUGCUGAGUCGCUUCUUACUCUCACCAAUUUAUUCAUUGUCAUGGGGUUGAUGCAAGCUCUGAGGACCAAUGCACAAGAAACCCAAUCUACGACAUCAGAUUUGCUUCCGGACAUCAAAGACGAAAAUAAGACUUCUGUCUAGAGUGGAUUUUGAGAUGGCCUAUACUUCAUGACUUGCUGUUUCGUUUUUAUUUUUCCGGUGUCUGGUCGUCAUCAUUGGUCGAAUAUUCAACUGGUUCUGUUUUUAUGCUGUCUCAUUCUCGUUUUUCUGUGGCGAGGGUAAACUCUUUGUUCUUUUCUUUUCUUUCUUCAUACUUUCCACUUGUAUCUAAUUAGGCUAUGCAAAAGUUUGUAUAAUGUCAUUCGAAAUGUUUCUGUAUAAUGCCAUGUAAAUGUAUGUCCAUUAGUGAGAAUUCUUGUGAGAUGUUUGGAUUAA